This is a messenger RNA of Anisakis simplex (herring worm), 414 nucleotides long. The record is from the annotation of a GenBank genome assembly. NCBI's taxonomy places the organism in Eukaryota, Metazoa, Nematoda, Chromadorea, Rhabditida, Anisakidae.
AUGUUGUUUUCCUCGUCUUGUGGCUUGGAUAAACUAACAGGAGACAAUGAGGGUGAAGGCGGUGAAAAAACUGAGUCCGGUGAAGAUCCAGAGGUGGUUGCUGCACGGUUGGAACAAGAAGAACGUCGUAAGGAAAAACAUCGAAAAAUGGAACAAGAACGAGAGAAGAUGCGUCAGGAUAUUCGUGCGAAGUAUAACAUAACGAAAAAAGAGGACGGUGUUCCAUUCGAUAUGACCGAAGGACGGAUCGGCUCUGCGCGAAAGAAAACACCUGAAGAACUGGCCAAAGAAAUGAAUGCUGAAGAUGAUGGUAUCAUCGGACAACUUGGUCUCACUGAACAAGUGGACAAGGCUAAAACUUUAGUUACGGGAGCGUUUGAAACGGUGAAAGGUUUUCUACCGUUUGGAAAGUGA